AUGGGGGAUUCACCUACGGCGCCUCUUGUCGUUACAACUCUUAUUCUCAUACUUGGUAUUAUUCAUCUAGCUGUUGGAAUUGGCAUUGCUACUAGAUAUCGUCAAUAUCGUGAUGUUUUCCAGCAAUCAGUAGGCUUAUAUUCUUUUAAUAUUGUUAUUGGAGUAUAUGCUAUAGCAGUUGGAAUAAUAGGCUUAGUUGCCAUCUUGCAAAAACGUGCUGCUUUGAGUAAAACUAUUGCUAUUGUUUCAGCUAUCUUGGGUGUCUUUGCAUUGGCAUCACUUAUUUCUGCAAUGAUCGUUAGCACUCAAGCAAUUAGUUAUGUAAGAGGACGUUUAGCAUAUCAUAUUACUGCAUAUGUUGAAGAUCAAAAUUCUAUUAAUCUCAUGGACGCCGUUCAAACGAAAUUUCAGUGUUGUGGUGAGAAUUUAUGGCUUGAUUGGGGACGUUCUCAACUAGGUUCAACAGCUACAACGGGAUCUUCUGGAAGUACAGGCGUUGGCACGGGCACUGGAUCUGGUACAGGCACUGGAGUCGGAACAGGUACUGGUACCAAUAUCAGUAUUGCUUUGGGCAUGAAUACUAACAUGAGUAUUGGUACAGGAAUCAAUAUGAUGGGGGAUAAGAAUAUAACUAACUCAGAACUAGGAGAUAAUAGUCGUAAGUUCUUAUUAUUCUUAAUAGGUAGCAGACGUCGUCGUGGACAUUUGCAUCUGUAUUCAAGUACACUAGUUAAAUCUAUUCAUAAAAGGCAGCAACUGAUAACAGGUGUCACUCUCAAUGGUCUACCUUCAGGUUAUAGUAUAAAUUUACCAUUAUCUUGCUGUAAACAAAAUGGAGUAGGUUCUGCCAAUUCACUCGGUGGAUAUUGUGUAGCCACGGUUAAUAAUAGUUCAAACAGUUUCUAUGUCACUGGAUGCAUGAUACCUUGUGCAAAUUUUGUUGUUACUCAAGCAGCAGGCCUUGUUCUUAUUAAUACUUGUCUGGCUAUUCUUGCUUUCGUAUUUCUUGUAUUAACGAUGCACAUGUUUCCUGAUACAUUUAAUCCAAAUAAUCCAAAUACUAAACAACCUUUACCAAAUGAAAUGCGACAAGAGCAACAGACUCAAAAUGAAGGAUAUAACUAUAGUAAUGAUAAUUCAAAUGCAGGAUAUUAUGCCAAUAAUAAUAAUCCAAAUGCUUAUUACCCUUAUAUCCUUCCACAACACGUGGUUUAUCAAUAA
Messenger RNA from Rotaria sp. Silwood2, 1221 nucleotides. NCBI's taxonomy places the organism in Eukaryota, Metazoa, Rotifera, Eurotatoria, Philodinida, Philodinidae. The record is from the annotation of a GenBank genome assembly.